CCAUCCCCAUCCUCACCCUCAUCUCUAUCACCUCCCCAUCCCCAUUUCCACUGCCAUUUCCAUCCUCAUUACCACAUCCAUCCCUACCCCCCUCCUCUUUCCAAACCCGAUUCUCAACUCCAUCCUCUUUCCAAUCCCUCUCCCCACCCCGGCUCCCCCCAUGUAGGGUGUGAGGGCACCAACCCCCACUUCUGCACCAGGAAAUCCCACAGGCAGUGCCGGCACUGCACCCAUCCCUGCACUGCUUCCAUUUCUCACACCACUUGGCUCUGUGCUCCUUUCUUCCCCGGAUUCCUCCUUUCCAUGACUGCUUCGCAUUGCCUUCCUUGCAGCCUCUCUUCCAGGCACUGCGCCGUCAGCUCCCCCAGCACAUCUGGCUGCACACCAGCAGCGGGCAGCUCCAGCCACGGGCGCCUUUGUUCUCUGCCUUUCUCCAUCCCGCUCCUUCCCACGCUGACCCCCAGGUCAUUGUGUGAAAGUUCGGCCCUGCCUGAACUCAAAGGCAGUUCCUCCUCCUGCUGCUCAGCCCCGGCGUGCCCUUAUGGUUACAAACAGCCGACGUGAGGGAGACUCCAAGGAGAGGGGAAUGGGCCAUGUUCAUAGAAGAAUUCUGUGAUUCUUUGACUGCCUUGGCGAUGGCGAUGGCAGUGGUGAUGGUGAUGGUGAUGGUAAUAAUUUGGGGCAUCUACCUGCUAUCAAGAGGCUGCUCUGCUUGGACAGCACUACUCCUGGAAAUGACUGCAGCCUGGCAGGGUUUGGGCUCAGCCCUGCUGGGCACCAUGGGCUGUGUGAGCUCCCCUUGGCCACCCUUACAGGAGCAGUGCCCAGACCUGGAGGCACUGAGAACAGCCUGGCACCCAAAGGCUCCCUCUGACUCCAGCAGCACUCAGUGCCUGCGGGUGACGACGACCCCCAGCCUGCUGGCACAGCACAAACCACUUUUUGGCCACAUCGAGUGCUGCCCUCCGGGUCACCUCUGUGCCAAGGAAGACUCUGCCCAGCACUGGGUGCCAAUGGCCGGUGAAUGGGGUCUGGUGCUGAACCCAUGGACCGCAGCAGUGACCUUGGGAUGCUGCCUCCCCCUCUGCCCCUAUGGGACCAUGUCUGCUUUUCCCACGGGAAGGGAGAUGUUGGCUCAGGACAGCACGGGCGAUGGCCAUGGGAAUGCCAGGCAGAGCGGAUACCCUUUAUCUUUAUCCUUCUCCUUCUUCUUAUCCAUCCAACAAAAAGGAAAAACACAUGGGAUUUUUGGCACAGUCCUGAAAGUCCCAGCUGAGAACCAAACCUCUGCCCAGCACCUUCCAGCUCGGUUCGUGGUUCAAUCUCCAUCCGGAUCCACAGCCACGCACAGGAGCAGCCAUGGUAACAGUGACACCCAGCCCAAAGGCACACUCAGAGGCACACGUACAGGAAAGCUGCACCGUGACGCAUCCAGGAACUGGGAAUAUUUCCUGCUGCUGCAGAUGGUCACAUCAGCAGGUGAUGGGAAGGGACAGCACAGCCCGGGGGACUGAUGAGAGGUGACAGACUGCAGCUCCCCUUACCAAGGGCACAUUCCUGCGGGGUCUGUGAAUACGUUUUAGUCUUUAUCGGAGGAUUUUCCGGAUUUUCACGCUGCAGCUCAGCAGCACAGGCAGCGUGAGGUGUUUGGGACGCACAGAUCUCUGUGUCGGUGCCAGCACCUCCCGGAUCCAAACAGGGCCAGUGUCACAGCCCUGAGCUGGUCCCAGCAGCAGGCCCAGACCCCACGGGCUGCUGAGUGACCACAAUGACACCGACUGCUCUCCGGGUGAUGCUGAGCCUCAGUGCAAUGCUCUGUGUGCAUGGGGACCCAGCACUGUGAUCGUCACCACAGCUUCAGGGUGAGCAAGCAGCACCAUGCUGGGUGCCUGCACAGCCACUGCAUGAACGCAGCUUCAGAGCUCGGAGCUCACUGGCGUGAUUCUGGGGGUCACCAGUGCUGGAGAUGCCUUGAGCCCAUGGGAGAGAUGGAUCCUCACUGCUGGCACGCCGUCCUUUAACCUUGGACUUUAGCAAAAGGGCCAAAAAUAGCCGCCAAAAGGGAAGAGCCGACCUUUGCUAUUUGAAGAAAUGUUUGCACUGUCAGCACGAGCGCGGCUCGUUCGGGGGAUUUUGUGAAAGGUGCCAGGCCAGGAGCUUCGUGCUCACCCCAACAGCAGCCAGGAUCCCCACUGGGAGGAAUGAUCCUCCCCGGAAUGUGAGCAGAGCUGCUGGGCUUCCCCAGAGUCAACAGUGCUCCUCUGCUCGAAUGCACGGCUGUGGGGUGGGAAGGAGGGGGCGCUGACACUGGGAACGGACCCAGAAGUUGUUUGGGAUUGAAUGGCAAAUCCUAACGCCGUGCUCAUGGUUUGAAUGUGCUAAAGCAAAGCAUCCACUGGAGGAGCAGCGUGGGGACCCAGCACUGCAUGGCCACAGCUGCACUGUAUGGGUGACCCCGUGGUGCUAUGGGGCCGAUUCUGAGCGCUGCUGGCCCAGCCUCAGAUCCCAAAAGUACACAGCCAGAGCGCUGCCCGCAGGUAACCCGCCCCACAGCUGCCGCCCGACCUUCCUGCCAGGCUGGACUGAA
Molecule: messenger RNA, 2587 nt
Organism: Lagopus leucura (white-tailed ptarmigan)
Lineage: Eukaryota; Metazoa; Chordata; Aves; Galliformes; Phasianidae
Exons: 2
Coding region: 594-1514 (306 amino acids)
Source: RefSeq, a predicted model, not a curated record